Xylaria bambusicola is the source of this 1082-nucleotide messenger RNA. RefSeq lists its product as uncharacterized. The record is from RefSeq and is a predicted model, not a curated record. The transcript is spliced from 4 exons. NCBI's taxonomy places the organism in Eukaryota, Fungi, Ascomycota, Sordariomycetes, Xylariales, Xylariaceae. Bases 375 to 1007 code for a protein of 210 amino acids.
GGGUGCAUUUUUGCCCAAAGUCCUCAAGCCUGGAGUUUACAUCACUGAUCGGUAUACCACUUGCUAGUCGGGGAUUGGGUAUGAAGCAAAAGUAUGAGUAAUACCCCACUGGACUCGUUCAGGAUGGGCUAGGUGCUCUUGUCACGAAGAACUACACGUGUAGAUGUCUACAGGACUUAGUCGCUGAUGUCCUUCCCAAAAUGUCCAAGGCCUCUGAAUCCCAUUGCAACAUAUGUUUUCUUCUGCUGUGGUACUACGCGACAUGUUUGUGUAUAUAUAGUCCUCUCUUAUGCCCAGUCUAGAACCUCUUCUGUUGAUCGCUACCGUUUCUCAAUAAGCCCAUCAACUCAACUUCCCUUCAACUUUCUCUCAUCAUGCGUUCCGUAACCUAUCUUCCUCUACUAGCCGGUCUAGCAGCUGCGUGCUCUGUGACUGGCAAUGUGAAGACCACCUUCUACGGAGUGCCGGACAAUGACCCAGCUGGAUCCGACGCUAUCGCAUUCAGCUGCUCCUCUCGUGGCUUCCACGCGGGUGGCACAGGAACAUUCAGUGACCCGCUUACGUUUGCGUCGAAGCAAGGAGGCGCCUACAGUCAAUGUGAAAUCGUCUACUCACCCUAUCUGAGGAAGUAUAUCCGCAAUGAGGACAUCUGCGCAGGCUGCACUAACCCCGAAUGGAUCGAUGUGUUCACCGGCAACUCAGCAAACGGCGGAAAUGCUCAGGUCAACUGUGAGAACCAACUCACACCCAAUGCGGCACAGAGCGUCAUUAGGAGUCCGCCUACAAACUUGCAGGUUGAUACCACACCACUCUGGAAGUCGGGCACUUGCAACACUGGACAUGUCUAUCCCAACUACGACGCUCCCAGUCUCUGCAAUGGCGGCAACGCCCCUACGUGCCAGACUGGCUGCUCUUGGGCUGGCCACUGUAUAGGUUGCGCAUGCACUACUUUCGACGACUGCUCAGAUGACUACAUUUGUACAAAUGGUGCAUGUGCUAAGCCCUAAGUUUUGUUCUGUUUGUGCCUCUCCAUGUGAUAGCUCUUGUCGAAAUCUCAAAGGAGGAGUUACUCGAGAUGGUAU